Molecule: messenger RNA, 939 nt
Organism: Lytechinus variegatus (green sea urchin)
Lineage: Eukaryota; Metazoa; Echinodermata; Echinoidea; Temnopleuroida; Toxopneustidae
Product: beta-2 adrenergic receptor-like
Exons: 1
Coding region: 1-939 (312 amino acids)
Biological process (GO): G protein-coupled receptor signaling pathway
Cellular component (GO): membrane
Molecular function (GO): G protein-coupled receptor activity
Source: RefSeq, a predicted model, not a curated record
AUGAGACUUCUCUACCAGGUUCUGGCUACAUCAGAUUUAAUUCUGGGUAUAACCUGGAGCUUGUGGGACUAUUUCUGGUUCUCACGAGAUUACUCUUAUUGCUUUGUCAUCAGCCUCGUAUUUCCGUAUCCCUUUGAGGUUUCUUUAUGGUUUAUGAUGAUCUGUCUUUCUGGGAUCAGUUUGAAUCUCUAUCUUCUUGUGACAAGACCACUGCGAUAUCACACAAUAGCUAGCAGAAAACGAUUCGUAAUCGUUCUUGUGACUUCCCUUAUAGUCACCACACUGGUAUGUGGUAUCUACAUCCCGAUUCCAGGAUCACCUAUUGUACAACUUUUAAAACACCGCUGCCAAGCUCGAAACCUCACCGCAGAAGGACAUUGGACAUCUAUCCUACAUACCUUCUUCCUCGUAGGCCCCAUCUGUGCAACUCUGACUUUCACGACUACUAUCUACAUUCGACUACUAGUGAUUGCACGCAAGAAGGUUAAUGUUGUAGGAACUAUCGAAAUUCAGCCUGUAGCUGACCGACUUGAUGCCUAUGACGACAGUCAUCAGAAUCGCUAUCACCCUUCAACGCAUCCCCAAAUCAUGGUUGAGCGCCAUCAACAUGAUCACGACAGACGACGCAAGAAGCGAUGUCGGACGUUCAAGGGCUUCUGGACCAUCCUUCUCUUGACUGGUUCGUUUAGUAUGGUCUGGAUACCUUAUACCAUCAACCUCGUAGCUCCUACAGAUGUUUACACCUCAGCUGCCCUAGAUAUGAUGUCUAUCUGCAGCACGUGGGUACAACCUAUAGUUUACUUGAUGACCAAUUCAGAAGCCAGGAGACACUUCUUGAAGUAUAUAUCCAUUUUGUUCAGGCGAAUCUGUAGAUGUGUUGGUAUGGUUACGAUUCCAAGGGUGUUAGGCCCAGCAAGUCAUAUAUCUCAUCCAAAUUGA